AUGGCUCUUCUUAACCGGUCACGCGCCCGGGACCCGGAUAGUUUUCCGGCAAUGCAGCUCUUCCUCCUCGCUAUUGUUCGAUUGGCGGAGCCCGUUGCCCUAACGUCAAUCUUUCCAUAUGCGUGGGCAUUGGUUAAGGAUUUCCACGUUGGAGACGAAAACAAUGCCUCCUUCUACUCCGGCCUCCUCAUCUCAGCUUUCUCGCUUGCCGAGGCUACCAUGGGCAUGUACUGGGGUGGUUUGUCUGAUCGGAUCGGUCGCAAGCCAGUUUUGAUCCUGGGAUGCGUCGGUACCAUGCUCAGCAUGAUCAUGGUGGGAAUCGCUCCCAACUUCUGGGUUGCCUUGUUCGGCAGGGCGCUGGGUGGUAUGCUCAACGGAAAUAUUGGUGUUAUUCAGACCAUGGUUGGCGAAAUGGUCACCCGGCCAGAGCACGAACCACGAGCAUUCUCCAUAAUGCCUUUUGUUUGGAGCGUUGGCACAAUUAUCGGCCCUUCGAUUGGUGGUAUGUUUGCUAACCCGCAUGAGUCUUGGCCUCGGACGUUCCCUGUCGGCAGCUUGUUCGAGCGUUUCCCCUACCUGCUCCCCAAUCUUCUCUGCGCUGCCAUGUUGCUCCUGAGCAUUGUUUUGGGAUUCAUUCUCCUUGAGGAAACCCACCCAGAUCUACGACCACUGACGGCUCAACCGACUGAAUGCUGUGCCUCGGAAGAAACUCCGUUGAUCCCAUCCUCGGACCCACGAAAAUGCACUUCAACAACCGACUCCCAAGUCGAGACGUACGGGGCUACCGAAGGUGUGGGAGAGGACUGGGAUAUGUCUCUGACAGAAAAAGACACACCUCCCCCGCUCGUCAAGAUCUGGAACAAGGGGCUUGUCGGACUCAUUGUAUCCCUGUGCAUCUUCACAUACCACUCCAUGACCUAUGAUCAUCUGUUGCCCAUUUUCUUCGAAGACGAUCGUGUUUCGGCUUUCCAAACGGCCAAGGCACAUACGGUGUUCCCGUUCUACUCUCCCGGCGGACUAGGCCUGUCUCUCCGCAACGUGGGGGCGAUCAUGGCGGUCGACGGUGGCAUCGCUUUGAUCGUGCAGGGUUUCAUCUUUCCAUGGGCAGCAAACAAGCUCGGCACAUAUCGGCUCUUCCUCGUCGUUGCAGUGAUGCAUCCUGUCGCCUACAUCAUCAUGCCUAUGCUCCUUCUCGUACCCCAGUCUCUCCUCUAUCCUGCCAUUUACCUCUGUCUCGCCGUUCGCAACCUUCUCACCAUCGUCCUCUACCCUCUCCUCAUGAUUCUCAUCAAGGAAGCAACUCCCUGUCCAAGCGCCCUGGGCAAGGUCAAUGGCCUGGCUGCCAGCGCGGCCGCUGCAUGCCGCAUGAUUUCGCCUCCCAUUGCAGGCUUCCUGUACACUCUUGGCACCAGGGCUGAUUGUUCCGCAUUGUCAUGGUAUGCCAGUGCUGGCGUCGCUGUUGUCGGUGCCGUCCAGUGCUUUUGGGUACCGCGAGCGUGGAACGACGAGCACUCCGAAGAGCACGGGAUUGUACGCCGCAAACAGGAUGUCACUGUCACUAUCGCUGAAGUACCGUUCUACGACUCUGAUUAA
Molecule: messenger RNA, 1593 nt
Organism: Ilyonectria robusta
Lineage: Eukaryota; Fungi; Ascomycota; Sordariomycetes; Hypocreales; Nectriaceae
Product: major facilitator superfamily domain-containing protein
Exons: 3
Coding region: 1-1593 (530 amino acids)
Biological process (GO): transmembrane transport
Molecular function (GO): transmembrane transporter activity
Source: RefSeq, a predicted model, not a curated record